UACAGGCUCAGCCAGCGGCCCCGCGGCCAGAGGAUCCUGGAAGCGCUCUUCCCCAGGCUCCUCAUGAGCUUGACCUACAAACUUUCCCUGGCUGCAGUGAUCCUGGGGCGGGAGCAGCCUGGGGCUGAUCAACCCGUCCCUUUCGGGCUGGCAGUGGAGGGCAUUAAAGUUCUGCUGCACGCUGCUGGCUGUCAAGGCCACGUCCAGAACAUCCAGGAGGAGGGCGGCUGGGACAUGAUGCUGCAAGCAGACACCCUCGAGAGAGGAAUCAGUCUGCUGGCCAGAGAGCUGAGGAAGAGCCCAGCUGAGCAGCAAGCCUUCAUGUUCCAGCACAUGAAGUUGAUUCUUACUCACAGGAGGGAAUGGCAGACCAACUUUGCCUUGACUUUUUAUACUGAGCUGCUGGGCUGCCAGGGCCUUGGAAAGGACUGGAGUGACCUGCGCCUCCUCCACUCCUACCUGAGCCAUGGCACACAGACAGUCCGUCUGAGGGCACUCCAGGGCUUGGUGGCAGUCGCAGGAGAUCCACAGAUGGCAAGAGAAAUGCGGGGCAGCUCUCUGCUGGAGAGCAUCCUGGCGUGCCUAAAGGAUCCAUCCAGAGACAUCAGGAUGGAGGCCUUGCUCUUCUUCGGGACCAUGAUGGGCCAGCUGAAGAGGAAAGAGGCCAGCCCUGUCGCUCUGCUGCUGGUGGAGAAGCUCGCAGCCCUCUUUGGUGAUGAGUCCAGCCAGGUUCAAGAGCUCUCCCUCAUCCUCUUUGAAGACACCAUGAAGGCUGUGGUGAGCAGAGACAAGGCAGAGAUGAAGGAGGCAACACGCAGGGUCGUGCUCUCGCUCUUCCUGCACGUGAACGCUGAGAGCAGGAGUGUGGCUGAGGCCUCUGGCAAAGGCCUCCUCAUCUGUGCCAAGUUCCUGGGCUGGAGGAAGCUGAAGAGGGUUAUUAAGAAGCAGAAGACCUGGCUGAUUGGAGAGACUUUGCUGAAGCAGGACAGGAGAAGGGUGGAAGAUUACGUGUGCUUCAGCCUGCCCUACCUGCGGGACUCUCAGACCAGCGUGAGACUGGAGGCCAUCAGGUUCAUGGGGACUGCUGCGCAGCGCCUGGGGAGGAACGGAUCCAAACGGACGAUGGAGGUUGUGUGGGAUGCUCUCAAGCGCUGUGAUGAUGACCCUGCUGCCUCAGUCAGGUCCCUAGCAGGUCAGACCUUGAACAUCCUGCAGGCUGGGAGGGAGCUGGAGAGAUCAAGAUGGUCCUUCCCAGGCCUGUGGUUCUGGCGCUGA
This is a messenger RNA of Calypte anna (Anna's hummingbird), 1275 nucleotides long. Its product is annotated as maestro heat-like repeat-containing protein family member 7. The transcript is spliced from 10 exons. The coding region runs from base 64 to 1275 and encodes 403 amino acids. Gene Ontology annotation, cellular component: cytoplasm. NCBI's taxonomy places the organism in Eukaryota, Metazoa, Chordata, Aves, Apodiformes, Trochilidae. The record is from RefSeq and is a predicted model, not a curated record.